Messenger RNA from Anoplopoma fimbria (sablefish), 2385 nucleotides. RefSeq names its product glutathione S-transferase, C-terminal domain containing (gene gstcd). Lineage: Eukaryota; Metazoa; Chordata; Actinopteri; Perciformes; Anoplopomatidae. The record is from RefSeq and is a predicted model, not a curated record. The transcript has 13 exons. Bases 67 to 2253 code for a protein of 728 amino acids.
CUCACAGUCUGCUGCUUAUCAAACCAGCUGGUUUCGUUUUAACGUUAAGGGUUGAACACUUCCUAGAUGAGAAGCCGGGGAACAGCCUUCGCAUGGAUGUGUGUUACCUGUAUAAAGCCUCCGUCGUAUCCCCGUGCAACCGUUAAAUAUGUCCGGAGUCUAGUCGCUCGGAACCUUGGACAGCAGGUGGCGCUGUGGAGCUCGUUUAGCUUUAACACAAGGAAAGAAGAAGAAGCUUGGAACAGGAAGCGUGUACCACAACAACGUGCUUUUAGUCAAAUUACCGUACUAUUGAAGAUGAAGCCCACUGAGGUAAAGCAACAGCAUCCCUCUCUCUUUCUAGAGGUUUGUUCCCACAAUGAUGAGCCUCGUCUUCCUCUGCACACCUCCAUCGCCCUGUUUCUCCUCUCCUACUGCGAGUGCAAGUCCUUCAAAGUUUCCCUUGUCUUCACCAAACAUGCCAGCUCCCAGUCACUGGGGAGUCACCUGCCAGAGGGUUUGGAAGUGUCUGAUAUUCAGUUGGAGGAUCUGCCCCAGUUGGUGAGGGGCUGCCGUCUCCCUGCUGUUUUGGAUGAUACUGGGAUGCUCUGCAGGGCAGGGCUGGCGGUGGUGCUGAGGCAUAUCAUCAACAAGACCCUGGAGGCUGACCCUUCUAGAAAUGAUGUGAUUGCACUACUGGGAUUCAAGAAGACCUGUUUGAAGGCCUGUGCUGAGGUGAGUAAGUGGACCAGACUGUGUGAAAUUGGAAUACCUUCUGCUGUUGAAGAACACCUCAAAAAUCCCACAAAUCAAUAUCAGCAGCUGCCUCUUUCCAUCAUCACCCUAGAGCGCAGGCUAGCGGAGCCUGUCAAAGUCCACAAUGAUGACAAGAUACGGAGACAGAAACUCCAAGAGCAGAGACAGAAUAAAAAGAAUGAGUCCCCUGAAGGCAAAGGGAACUCAGACACUGAAUCCAAGCCGGGACAACCACCUCAGGUCAGUGACGGACUUGAGCUCAGGGCGGCUCUGGCCAAGCUGUCCGUGGAUUCAGUUCCAACCUUGACCACCAGAGAGAACUCUGAGAUCAGGAAAGUGAAGACCACAGACCUACCUCCGCUGGAGCAUGUGUUUGCAGAAGGACUGUACUUCACUCUGACUGAUGUGGUGCUGCUGCCGUGCAUUUAUCACUACUUGUGUUCCCUGCAAGCCCAUGCUGCGAGCUCUCUCCAUCAGCUCCCCCACCUGCUGCGUUGGUACAGCCGUGUUCAGGAGGUACCUGGGCUCCUUCGGGCUGCCAAUGAUUGUGGGAUGGCUCUUUCCAUCCCCCAAGUUCUCACGUCCAGCCUCCCAGGGCCUUCAGCAGAGGACAUCCCAACCGGCCUAUUGGAGCAAGAAGAAGGCCAGGACAUGACCAUGCAGCUUCCCUUUGUCGGAGGCCCCAGACCCACACUGACUAAACUUCAAGAAGAUGGCAUCGAGGCAGUUUUCACGCCUCACCCUUGCCCUGCCUGGACCCUCCCGUGGGACAGCUUACCAGGAGCUAUCAACCCCACUGAAGGGAAAAUGUCAAAUAUCCGUGCAGUCAGGAAGAGGCAACAGCUGAACAACUUGGUUGCCAUGGUGACGGAGCUAGCCAGGCCAGGACACACUGUUGUGGAUUUCUGCAGUGGAACGGGCCAUGUGGGGAUUGUUCUGGCUCACACACUUCCAGAUUGUCAGGUCAUCCUCAUAGAGAACAAAGAAGAGUCAUUGGUCAGGGCACAGAGUCGUAGCGUUGAGCUCGGUCUGAAAAACAUCGGCUUCAUUCAGGCUAAUUUGGACUACUUCACUGGACCGUUUCAGAUUGGGGUUGCCCUCCAUGCAUGUGGCGUUGCAACAGACAUGGUGAUGGAGCAUUGCAUCCAGGCAGGAGCCGCCUUUGUCAUCAGUCCAUGUUGCUACGGCUUCAUCCAAAACGCAAUCAAGUUCACUUUCCCCAAAAGCAAAAGGUUCCAAGAGACUCUGACUCAUAAGGAACAUAUGAUCCUCUGUCGCUUCGCAGACCAAACUGCUGUCCAGCUCCCUCCUGAGAGGCGACUCAUCGGUAAAACGUGUAUGGGCCUCGUAGAUUUGGACCGCUCGUGGGAAGCAGAGACUCGUGGGUACUCUGUGCAGGUGAUGACUAUGGAGCCUGAAAGCUGUUCACCGAAGAACAACAUGAUGGUGGGAAGGCUGCUGCACAAAAGUGGACUGGAUGUUGAUGCUAGACAACAGGAAGCACUGGUGCAUAAUUAGGACUGCAGGAACUGGUGUAGUCAGGAUUUGAUAAAGUACCCAGCCUCUGUGGCUCUUGGCUGCGUCAUCAUGGUGCUGAUAAUACAAGAUGUUAUUUUAACCACCCUCAACAUUUUUUUUUAAUUUUUUUUA